This is a messenger RNA of Cottoperca gobio, 1888 nucleotides long. It is a transcript of the gene nipal2, whose product is annotated as NIPA like domain containing 2. Gene Ontology annotation, molecular function: magnesium ion transmembrane transporter activity. The coding region runs from base 317 to 1405 and encodes 362 amino acids. Gene Ontology annotation, biological process: magnesium ion transport. Lineage: Eukaryota; Metazoa; Chordata; Actinopteri; Perciformes; Bovichtidae. The transcript is spliced from 11 exons. The record is from RefSeq and is a predicted model, not a curated record. Gene Ontology annotation, cellular component: membrane.
GGCGACUGAUAUUGUUUUAUAUUUUAAUUGUAAUCCAACCCCCCCCAAAAAAUAAACAAAAGUUUUUAAACAGUGGGCCUACCCCAGAUGCGUUUACAACUUAAUUUAAAUUGGCGGUUUUUCCGACCGUACAUGAAGUCAGCACAAACUCCUGAUCCGCCUCCCAACAAGGAGGAACUUUUCCUUCUGAGUUCCGCUGAAGCGACGGGGACGUGGGAUGUAUGGGAUGGUGGUCAAACAGUGGACAAAAAUGUCAAGAAAGUGGGAGUUGUGAGCUAUAACAAAUAUCAUUUCCUUAUUAAACGAUAAGGAAAACAUGGCAAAUUCAAACUCUUCCGAUGCGGCUGUUCCGAUGACCUCUCAGCCUCACAGCGCUGAGAUCAUUGAAAAUCCACUCCGGACCUAUCUUCUGGGAAUCAUAAUCUCCAUUUGUGGGAAUGUCCUCAUCAGCAUCUCACUCAACAUACAGAAAUAUGCCCACGUCCGUCAGUCUCAGCGUGGCUCCAAGCCCUACUACACCUCUGUGAUGUGGUGGUGCGGCGUGGCUCUCAUGGGAGUCGGGGAGCUGGGGAACUUUGCUGCUUACGGCUUUGCCCCAGCAUCACUCAUAGCCCCACUAGGCUGUGUGUCUGUCAUAGCCAGCGCUAUCAUAUCUGUGGUGUUUCUCAAGGAGACGCUGCGUGCCUCUGACAUUGUUGGUGGCACCCUGGCAAUAACAGGAACGUAUGUCCUGGUGAACUUUGCCCCCCACACUACCACACACAUCACAGCCCAUCUGGUCCAGUACUACGCCAUCAGCUGGCAUUUCCUGCUUUACCUUUUAUUAGAGGUCCUCCUCUUUUGUAUCCUGCUCUAUCUGUACAAGAGGAGGAAUGUGAAGCACAUCGUCAUUGUGAUUCUGCUGGUGGCCCUGCUAGCCUCUCUGACAGUCAUCUCAGUCAAAGCUGUGUCGGGGAUGAUCACAGAGUCAAUAAAAGGUCAGCUGCAGCUCAUCUAUCCCAUCUUCUACGUCAUGCUGGUCGUCAUGAUUGCCUCCUGCGCCUUCCAGAUCAAAUUUCUCAAUCAGGCAAUGAAAAUGUUCGAUGCCACAGAGGUGGUUCCUAUCAACUUUGUAUUUUUCACCGCAAGUGCUAUCGUUGCAGGGAUAGUAUUUUACCAGGAAUUUGAAGGCUUGGCUUUACUUAACAUUUUUAUGUUUCUUCUUGGGUGUCUGCUGUCUUUCCUUGGAGUUUUCCUGAUAGCCCGAAACCGGCCAAAAAUAAAGCAACAAGAUCCCAAUUUUAUCACAAUGGAUAAGAUUCCUGGGAGUAGUCACACAGACAAAGUGCAGCCCGAGGCAAAGACAUACGGAUCGCUGGCAGCCAAACUAAUGUGCAACAGAGCCGGCCAAACAGACGAUUCAUAGGACCAGCUCCAUCUGUUGGGACUGUAUUUUUGGUGGAUUUGUGUGUAUGCAUCCUUCCUCCUGGGUGCUUCAAUAAUAUCUCUAUUUAUAGAAAUGAAUGGUAGGCAUCAAUUCAAACCAGUACCAGCUAAGUGGCAGUAUUAGGGGCCACAUUGGUCUUACACGUUAUGUCAAAAAUGGCAGUGAUUCCAGCACGGCUGUCAGGAAUAACUGAUGAGGGAAAAUUAUCUUUAAAACGGAAAAACACCUCAGAAUCACAGUGCCAAAUCAAAUUCCCUACUAGCAAUAAAAUGUAUUUUCUUUUUGUUUAAAAGCUCCAGGCUACUGUGACAAAUGCCUUCCAAUAUAACAUGAGUGUGUAUAUAUAAUGUAUAGUGUAUAAUGUAAAAAAUAUAUAAUGUACUCAUGUUAUAUGGGAAAUAUAUAUGUGAUAUGAUGUGUUAAUCAAUUGGGAUCUUUAGCCAAUAAAUAAGGACAAAAUUA